GCGGAUCGUCUAAUUUUAAAGAAACCAUGAUGAGAAGAAAACUUAUCAUCGACGUUGAUACUGGUUCCGACGACGCUUUGGCGAUAAUGUUGGCGUUGCAGCAACCGGACGUAGAUGUCUUGGCCAUAACUUGCGUGUUUGGAAACAGCAACAUAGAUAACGUCUGCAAAAAUACUUUGAGAGUUCUCGACCUGUGUUGCAAGUCAGAUAUUCCUGUUUAUAGGGGUGUUGAAAAAUCAAUACUGACUCAAUCUGAACACCAAUUUCAUUACGGACGUGAUGGAAUGGGCGACUGCGACUGGCCAGAACCAGUUGACACAGGCAGAAUCCAGUCAGAACAUGCUGUGCUGGCCUUGCUGCGACUGGUUAAUCAAUAUGCAGGGGAGAUCACUCUUGUAACACUGGGUCCGAUGACCAACGUCGCAUUGGCUAUACGUCUCGAUCCGUCUUUUGGCGACAAACUUAAAGAAGUCUUUGUAAUGGGUGGAAAUGUUGAAGGGAGAGGAAAUAUAACACGAAGCGCGGAAUUCAACUUUUUCCUUGAUCCUGAAAGUGCUGACGUUUGCCUGCGAGAUCUCAACAAGAUGAUCACCCUCAUUCCGUGGGAGCCGCUUGACAGACAAGUGUGUUUCUCUUGGAAAACGUACGACGAAUUCACUCACUUGGGGACACCAAAAUCUGUGUUCGUUGGGAAAAUAUUUGAAAAAAGUACCAAGUUGUAUCGUGCAAAUUAUCAUGGCAUGCUGCCUAUCGACCUCGUCGCGAUGGCGACAGCGUUAGACAACUCAGUCGUCGUGAAGACAGAAGAUGUAUUCGCCGAGAUCGAGUUGAGCGGUCGUUUGACCCGAGGACAGGUCAUCAUAGAUUAUCGACGACGACUGAAUAUGGCGCCAAAUAUACGUGUCAUCAGAGAGUUUGACAUAGAGAAGCUGACCACUUUGACUUUCAAUAUGUUGAUGUAAUGCAUAUUAUAAUAAUGGCCAAUUCACAGUGAAAUAGAUAAACAGACCACUUUGAUCAUAUAUACCAUAUGUUUCAACACCCCCCCCCCCCCCCCCCCCGGCAGAACACGAGCAUGCCACUAACUGUGUCAAUGGAAAUAAAAUAAACGUGAAAGCCACUAGGUGAGUCAGACUUCUCAGUUUGAUUGAUGGACCCAUCAUUGAUGUCUGGUGGACCAAAUCUUGUGGCUUGUUCAAAACGACGACCGUUAAAGGUCGCUCGCUAGACUGAUUUCUGCGACUAACGUCAGAUAAA
Gigantopelta aegis is the source of this 1257-nucleotide messenger RNA. Its product is annotated as inosine-uridine preferring nucleoside hydrolase-like. The record is from RefSeq and is a predicted model, not a curated record. The coding region runs from base 27 to 962 and encodes 311 amino acids. Lineage: Eukaryota; Metazoa; Mollusca; Gastropoda; Neomphalida; Peltospiridae. The transcript has 5 exons. Gene Ontology annotation, molecular function: hydrolase activity, hydrolyzing N-glycosyl compounds.